CCACACACCUUAAACACAUUUUCAGUUGCAUGGGAAUACUUUCCUCCUGUGUUUGUUCUUCUAAUUAAUCGUGUGAAAAUGAUCGGUUUGGUGACAUUGGCAGAGCGUUGACAUGUCCACGGGGCAUGAGGGGUGAGUUUAAGAGUGAGAGGAAGAGACACCAGACAAUCAGACGGAGGAGCAACGAGAAACCAGAACACAUCUGUGGUCAUAUUCCAGCUAUGGAGAGUUAGUGAAGCCUGAGUCAUGCGUCCAGCUGUGGUAACCGCUGUCCUGCUGUUGGUGGGCGUCCUGGACGCCGUGACGGCCCAAGACAUGCCUUCAGCCCUGGGCUUUUGUGAACGCUACCCAGAUAUGCCGUGUGAUGGCGGUUGGAUCCGCAUCGAUGACAAACGCUGUGCUAAAUUGAUCGAAACAAAAAAAACUUUCCAGGAUGCACACGAACACUGCGAGAACACCUUCGACGGUAAUCUGGUGUCGCUGCACGGCGAGGACGAGAUGAUAAGCACGCUUUGUAUGACCUUACGCGCUGACCCUCAAAUCCAAACUGUUUGGAUUGGAGGCAAAAAGUCAGGGGGAGUCUUUACAUUCAACGAUGGAUCUAAAUUCAACUACCCUGCCUGGAAGAUCGGUGAGCCGGACAACGCUGGUGGAGACCAGGACUGCGUCGAGGCGGACAUGACGAUGUGGGGAUUCUGGAGCGAUGCACCUUGCUCAGAGGUGAAUUCCUUUGUAUGUGCCAAGAACAUGUGAUCAUCACCAGCUGAUGUCACGUGUUCAAUCAGCGUUGACAUCGACAGCUGAUCAGCUGAUGUGCUGCAGAUGGACUUGGUCUGUUUCCUGAUAACCACUGCAAACACAAAACUCUUACAUUUACUGCAAUAAACGCUUCAGCAUUCA
Molecule: messenger RNA, 900 nt
Organism: Sebastes umbrosus (honeycomb rockfish)
Lineage: Eukaryota; Metazoa; Chordata; Actinopteri; Perciformes; Sebastidae
Product: lectin-like
Exons: 6
Coding region: 247-753 (168 amino acids)
Molecular function (GO): signaling receptor activity
Source: RefSeq, a predicted model, not a curated record